This is a messenger RNA of Knipowitschia caucasica, 1377 nucleotides long. Lineage: Eukaryota; Metazoa; Chordata; Actinopteri; Gobiiformes; Gobiidae. The record is from the annotation of a GenBank genome assembly.
AUGAGCGGGCCACACCUGGACGAGUGGCAGCGAAGGUCCUUUGACAUUUCAUCUGGCACCUGCACGCCACAACAGAAGGCCGACGCUUACCGAGCCCACAUCCUGGACAUUCAGUAUGCAUGGGCAAGCCAGCAGAUAACUCAAGCCGCGCGGAACCGGCUGCUGCGGACCUACAGCGAACGCUAUGCUGCCGUGCUGGACUCUGAUGACCCCAGAAACGGCCUAAACAACUUUGCAGAGAGCGCAUUGCAUUUGGCCCGGAGUCAAAAAAACCAAAGCGAAAAGUGGGAGUCAGGGUUGAGCCUCGAAGGGCUGAUGCAGAUGCCGUGUGUGCAGAAAAUGAUUCAUGCGAAAAGUCAAGAGGAUGAGGCUAUAGUGAAGCCAGAGGAGGCAAAUGUAAAAGUAGGACAAGAGGAGGAACAGAACGCUCCAUCAGGCGGAAACGGAAACCAGGAGGGCGCUAUUACUGACGAACGGUUGAAAAACUUUGAACCGAAAAUCAUCGAGUUGAUUAUGAGCGAGAUUAUGGAUCACGGGCCUCCGAUAAACUGGGAAGACAUCGCCGGGUUGGAGUUCGCUAAAACAACUAUCAAAGAAAUCGUGGUUUGGCCGAUGUUGCGUCCGGAUAUCUUCACAGGUUUGCGAGGCCCCCCGAAAGGCAUCCUACUCUUCGGUCCACCGGGAACUGGGAAGACUCUAAUCGGAAAAUGCAUUGCUUGCCAGUCCGGAGCUACCUUCUUUAGCAUUAGCGCCUCCUCGCUUACUUCCAAGUGGGUGGGAGAAGGCGAGAAAAUGGUGCGUGCUCUUUUUGCGAUCGCGAGAUGCCACCAACCUGCGGUAAUUUUCAUCGACGAGAUUGACUCCCUGUUGUCGCAGAGAUCGGACAGCGAGCACGAGUCGUCGCGGAGAAUCAAGACAGAAUUUUUGGUUCAACUUGACGGAGCGACGACGGCCGCCGAAGAUCGGAUUUUGGUUGUGGGCGCUACCAACCGCCCGCAAGAGAUCGACGAAGCAGCGAGAAGGCGUCUUGCCAAGAGAUUGUACAUCCCCUUACCGGAAGGAGGAGCAAGACGGCAAAUUGUGACCAAUCUGAUGUCUAGAGAAAGAAACAGCUUGAAGGAGAGUGACUUGGAAAGCAUUGUAGGCGCGACAGAAGGGUUCUCGGGAGCGGACAUGACGCAGCUGUGCAGAGAGGCGGCGUUGGGACCGAUCCGUAGCAUCCAGUUCGCGGAUAUCGCCACAAUCUCGGCGGAUCAGGUGCGUCCGAUCACCUCCGUGGACUUCCAGGAGGCGCUGAAGACGGUGAGGCCCAGCGUGUCGAACAAAGACCUGGAGCUGUACGAAGACUGGAACAAGACUUUCGGAUGUGGGAGAUGA